GACGUACUUUAUUCAUUUUUAAAUGUUAAUAGAAGAUUCGAUAAACUAGUACGUGAUAAGAUUUAUACUCGUUCGAUUGAAUUGAUUAAAAACAAUUGUGAAGACGAAGAUAAUUGUUCAUUAUCUGAUCAAAUAUUAGAUCGUUUUUGUUUUGAUUUAUUACCUCAAAUACAUAAUAUUAUUGAGCAAUUCAUUCUGGAAUCAUUUUCCAUGGAAAGAAUUCUUUACGCUGGUAAUUAUCCGCAAUUAUGUCAACUUACUCUUGUUAAUUUCGCACAAGAGUUAGCAAUAAGAGUUUUGGCAGACGAAUCUUAUUUUGCUCAUAUUUUCAAAAGCCAAAUCACGCAUCUUGUUGUCUUGAUCGAUUAUACUGAAUCAAGAUCAUAUGACGACUUAAGAAUAAAUGUAUUUCAGCGUAUUUUUUCUCUGUUGACAACUCUAACAGAUUUGGAUUUUGGACAAUGCUCUAGGUCCCUUCAUCCAGUAUUGACAUUCAAUAAUUCAUCUGCAGAUGAGUGUUUUUCGUCAACUAUUGUGAAUUUACGUAUCAAUGUACGCACAUUCGACGAUUGUCAAUGUCUUCUUGAUGGACGCCUUAGUCAACUACGUACAUUUAUUGUGAGAAUUGAUUUUAUUUCCAACUCAAAAUUAUCUGUCAAUAAUACAGAUAUUUUACACCUCGAAUGUUUCUCACUAACUUCAUAUAAUCAAACUCUUGAUUAUGAUAGUCAUGUUGUGCCGCUUCUUCGUCGAAUGAGAUAUCUUCAACAACUUACAUUAUAUGCCAUUGUUACCAAUCGAUCGACAUUUAUUGAUGGUAUUCAUCUCAGUAAUGAGAUUCUAGAUCAUAUACCUCAACUUCAAACAUUCAACUUCAAUAUAAUUACUUAUACUUAUGCUAAUAAUCAAUUGUAUGAAAACAUUAAAUGCACAUUUCCCAACGGGAAAUUCAGUCAGGUUGAUUUUUACUUAGAUCAAUAUCCAAAUGGAGAGGCUCGAUCUCACAUCUACUCACUUCCAUACAAAAUGAAUGUCAUGCAUGAUAUUAGUAGUAACUUUCCUGGAGGUCUAUUUACCAAUGUUCAUGUUAUAUGGUUGGCGGAUAUUUUUUGUCCAUUUGAACAUAAAUUCUAUGAUCGAAUUGCUCGUUCUUUUCCGUUUCUAACUGAGCUAACUGUUAUUAACUAUAUACCACGAAAUUAUAAACCAUUACAGGAAGCAAACAACAAUAAUCAAGUAUCAU
Molecule: messenger RNA, 1243 nt
Organism: Rotaria socialis
Lineage: Eukaryota; Metazoa; Rotifera; Eurotatoria; Philodinida; Philodinidae
Source: the annotation of a GenBank genome assembly